Messenger RNA from Myotis lucifugus (little brown bat), 631 nucleotides. Its product is annotated as putative ATP-dependent RNA helicase DHX30. Lineage: Eukaryota; Metazoa; Chordata; Mammalia; Chiroptera; Vespertilionidae. The record is from RefSeq and is a predicted model, not a curated record.
AUGAUAGCAGUCAGCACCUGUGCAUUGCUGCAGGUUGCCCAGGAAGAAGGAGCAAUGCAGCCAAUUCGGGUGCCAGAGCGUUACAUCCAUCACCACAACGGACUCAGACAAGCUCCUGUGUCUAUUCACUCAAAAGGACUAAGUACUGCCCUAAUGACAGCAAAGGGGAAGAAGAAGAAAACUGAAAGACGAUACACAUCUAGUAUUAAGAAACAAGCCCUUUCCACGCGGCUGCGGAGCCGAUGGCUGACGUACUUCAUGGCCGUCAAGUCCAAUGGCAGCGUCUUUGUCCGGGACUCCUCCCAGGUUCACCCCCUCGCUGUUCUGCUCCUGACCGAUGGGGACGUCCACAUCCGUGAUGACGCCACCAUCUCGCUCAGUGACAGCGACCUGCUGAGGUUGGAGGGUGACUCUCGCACUCUGCGGCUGCUGCGAGAUCUGCGCCGGGCCCUGGGCCGCAUGGUGGAGCGAAGCCUAUGCAGCGAACUGCCCCUCGAGGUGCAGCAGGAGCACGGGCAGCUGCUGGCCCUGCUGGCGGAGCUGCUGCGGGGGCCCUGCGGCAGCUUUGACGUGCGCAAGGCGGCCGACGACUGAGCCCCGCUCUGAGGGCUGUGUACAGAGAGCAGAUGUU